GGCCCAAGCCUUAAACCCCAUUCAACCUCUUUUUCGUUUUUGUGAUUUGUUCCCUCUCCCGGUGUCUCUCCUCCCCAACUCACCGGCCGGCCGGCCACCGACGGCAGCUACUUCAUCUUCUCGCCCUUCUUCUCUCUCUUGCAAUGGAACAUGGAUCCUUUACAGAUGAGACCAAAUCAACAUUUUCUAUGGCUGAUGAAGAUCAUACACUUGCAAAUGCUCUCAGAUGCACUUUGAAUCAAGAUCCAAGAGUGACAUUCUGUGGGUAUAGCAUCCCUCAUCCUUCAGAUAAUCGAGUUAAUAUUAGAGUCCAGACAACAGGUGAUCCUGCUAGAGAAGUUUUGAAAGAUGCUUGUCAGAACUUGAUGGUGGUGUGUCAGCAUGUGAGGAACACAUUUGACAAGGCUGUGCUUGAUUUCAAUCUCACCAAACCAAAAGAAAAACCUGUGGGAGACAUUAAUAUCAAAUAGAAUGGGACCUUUGUUUUUUCUUUGCCUUAUAAUUUUACCCUUUUUUUUGUUAGUUUACAGUUUAUUGAGAUGGGUUAGUUAGAAACAGAUUAAUUCCAUUGAGUUUUGCUUGUUUUUAUUGGUAUCUCAACUGAUGGCUUAUCCCUCCCUUCAGGGAUUUCAUGUUAAAUAUUAGGUUUGGUUGAUUUUACAUUUAAUUAGAAGAAUGCAAAUAUAUUAAGAUUUA
Messenger RNA from Cucumis sativus (cucumber), 696 nucleotides. Its product is annotated as DNA-directed RNA polymerases I and III subunit RPAC2. The record is from RefSeq and is a predicted model, not a curated record. Gene Ontology annotation, biological process: DNA-templated transcription. The transcript has 4 exons. Gene Ontology annotation, molecular function: protein dimerization activity; DNA binding; DNA-directed RNA polymerase activity. Bases 144 to 470 code for a protein of 108 amino acids. Gene Ontology annotation, cellular component: RNA polymerase I complex; RNA polymerase III complex. NCBI's taxonomy places the organism in Eukaryota, Viridiplantae, Streptophyta, Magnoliopsida, Cucurbitales, Cucurbitaceae.